AUGAUGUACAGCGUUCGCCUCACACUAUGCUGCAUUCUAUUCCUUGCUGGCACGCUUCAAGCAACCCCGCAGCAAUACUGCAAGCCCGUUGUAGGUUCCCCCGGAUGGCCGUCAAUCUCUGACUGGCACGCUUUGAACGAGUCUAUCUCGGGUCGCCUCAUCGCGCCAGUGCCCCCAGGACUGGUUUGUCAAACCAACAGUUCGUCGUACAGCGCACAGGCCUGUGGUCAAUUGCUUGCACAGUGGACCAAUUCAUCCUUUCAUGCUGAAGACCCCUUCACAACCAACUACAACGACGACUCUUGCCUUCCUGAUCCUCGCGCGCCAUGUUCCACGGCUCCUCUCCCAGCUUAUGUAGUCAAUGCCACCAAUACGGCCGAUGUCCAAGCCGCCUGCCAAUUCGCUUACAAGACCGGGGUUAGGCUCAUCGUCAAAGGAACCGGCCAUGACUUUCUGGGACGAUCAUCUGGCCGAAGCUCUCUCUCAGUCUGGACACAUAACAUCCGUGGCAUCAAUGUCACGAUGGAAGAUCUUCGAGCCAAGCGGUAUGGCGGGGUUGCUUCGGUCAAGAUUGCCGCGGGCAUGCGCUUUGGCGAAAUCUACCAAGCGGUUUCCUCAUACAAUCUCACCUUAGUUGGUGGCGCGGAUCCCAACGUGGGCAUUGGUGGCUGGGUUACUGGAGGUGGACAUUCCCCGAUCAGCGCCGUCUACGGCCUUGGGGCGGACCAAGUCCUUGAGAUGGAGGUGGUCACCGCCAACGGCACACACCUGACUAUUAACGAGGAUGCCUACCCUGACCUCUUCUGGGCGAUGCGAGGAGGCGGCGGUUCUACUUUCGCAGUCCUCUUGUCCGUCACGGUCCGAGCAUAUCCUGUGCUACCGACGGCGGUUUAUUCGUUCAGCUACAACACCACUGCAAACAGUGACACAUUCUGGUCUCUAGUGGCAUACUUCCACAACCAGCUGCCCGAUAUCUCAGACGCCGGAGUCAUGGGCUACUAUUUUAUCGUGCCCAACAACAGCGCCGCACAGCCUGACCCGAUCCGCAUGGGCUCGGUUGUCGGCUUCUGGUUCGUUCCGAACAAGACUGUCGAAGAAACCCAGCAGAUCUUGACGCCUUUGGAAGAGCGUCUUCGGAACAACACAUACAACUGGACUGACACGGUGUUUGUGGAUAGCAUAGCUGUACCCGUUGAGGACUUUACCAAAUUCUGGCUCACCUACGGCGCUGCCCAGAGUGUUGGAUCAGAAGUCCGGCUAGGGUCUCGCCUGUUGGACAAGGCCGCUCUCAAGACCGACCCGGCAAAGUUGAAAAAGCUCUUCAAGCAGACGACCUCUAACCCGCAGUAUUCGAUCCUGGGCCACGUCGUGGCAGGCAAGGGUGUGAAGACCGUCAAGAACGGGAUCCCCGGAGGGAAUAACUCGGUUCUGCCCGCGUGGCGCGACGCAUACACACAUAUUGUACUCCCGCGAUCAUGGGCGUUCCUCAAUGAGACGGCAAAGGUCGCUACGACCACACACCUCCGUGAGGACGAGACCGAGGCCCUCCGCGAACUGGCGCCCAACACGGGAGCGUACGUCAACGAAGCAGACCCGACGGAACCGAACUGGCAAAAGACCUUUUGGGGAUCAAACUACCCGAGGCUGCUGCAGCUGAAGCAGAACUGGGACCCCAAGGGCGUGUUUUGGUGUGUGCCCUGCGUGGGUCACAAGGACGGUUGGGAGGUCGUUAGUGACGUUGGUGUCGAGGGCGCGGUGGGCGAGUCCCCAGGGAGGAUUUGUCGGACUUUAUGA
This is a messenger RNA of Fonsecaea nubica, 1794 nucleotides long. RefSeq lists its product as hypothetical. The record is from RefSeq and is a predicted model, not a curated record. Bases 1 to 1794 code for a protein of 597 amino acids. Gene Ontology annotation, molecular function: oxidoreductase activity; FAD binding. The transcript is spliced from 3 exons. NCBI's taxonomy places the organism in Eukaryota, Fungi, Ascomycota, Eurotiomycetes, Chaetothyriales, Herpotrichiellaceae.